Paraphaeosphaeria sporulosa is the source of this 2615-nucleotide messenger RNA. RefSeq lists its product as uncharacterized. Gene Ontology annotation, biological process: regulation of DNA-templated transcription; DNA-templated transcription. The coding region runs from base 127 to 2481 and encodes 784 amino acids. Gene Ontology annotation, molecular function: zinc ion binding; DNA-binding transcription factor activity, RNA polymerase II-specific; DNA binding. The record is from RefSeq and is a predicted model, not a curated record. The transcript has 2 exons. Lineage: Eukaryota; Fungi; Ascomycota; Dothideomycetes; Pleosporales; Didymosphaeriaceae.
ACCGCCCGCAGCUAAUGCGGGGUAUCACUCGGCGACGGAGUGUGCAUGCAUCGAACGCGUGCCAUGAAUCAGGAGACAGUAACAGGCAUUCUCGCUUCCUGUCGGAGCUGCCGGUAGGUGAAGAACAUGGCAUCUAUUAACGCCGAAACAACCCCUGGAAGCGUCCGUCCUCUCGAACCAAAGCGAAGAGGCUCAAAAGAGAAGGAUUCUGGGCGUUCGACCAAGCAUCGCGCUUCUCAAGCCUGCCACGCGUGUCGGCUGAGGAAGGUCAGAUGCGAUGUCCUCACAAACGGCCCGCGCUGCACCAAUUGUCGUCUGGAUAACACAGAAUGUGUCGUUCUACCGUCCAGGAGAGGCAAGAACAAUCGAAGCAGACAUGAACGCGUCGAGGGCAGAUCCCCAGUGCCACCGAAGCCUUUGCCCUUCAAUGUCCAUUCAAACUCGGGUAGCAUGCACGUUCAGAAUGCGCCGAGAAGGGAGGGACCAGCGACAUCACCGACCACCGGCGAAGUUCCAGUUUGUGUCACGUUUGAUGAGGAUGCGCAUGACGAGGAUCAUUCAAAAGGGCUUCAGACACCAGACCAGGUACCAAGUAUUAUAUCUCCCAACCCUAGCAUCGGAUCGAUUUCUCAAGACCCGCGACGGCCAUCUACGAUCGAAGGACUCCCAUCAUUCAUUUCCCCAUUGCCAGGUCAUCUCCUUCGCGAAGACUUGGAAUUCCUCGUACAAAAGGGUGCCUUUCUGAUACCUGAAGCCCACCUACAAUCGAAAAUACUUCAAAGCUACAUCUUCAGCAUUCACCCCUUCAUGCCUAUCCUGGAUCUCCGCGCAUUGUUUCGUGCCGUUUACGACGGGCAGCGCAACGACCACAUCAGCAUUUUGCUAUUUCAAGCCAUCAUGUUUGCAGGACUAGCCGCGGUUGAUCCUGAAGUCAUCAACAGCAUGGGUUUUCAGACACCUAAGGAAGCACGUGAGCACUUCUUCAAUCGUGUUAGACUGCUUUACGAGUUCGACGUCGAACCAAGCGAAUUGGCCGUUCUGCAGUCGUUGCUCUUGAUGAGUUGGUGGUAUGGCAGUCCGAAACAAAGGCGACACACAUGGCAUUGGACAGGCUUGGCUUUCUCAGUUGCGCUCAACAUGGGACUCCAUCGUGAGCCGACCGGAAGUCGUCAAACAGACGAAGAGAGACACUUUCGAAGAAGGCUUUGGUGGAGCUUAUACAUCCGUGAUCGGCUACUUGCGCUAGGUACCCGAAGACCAAUGCGUAUACGAGAUGAUAGUUUCAACGUGUCGAUGCUCACUAUAGAGGAUUUCGAAAUUGAUGCUUCGACACAGCUGGCGCUACCUGAUGUUGAAGAUAUCGCCCGCACUUCGCUGAUAUGCGUCGAGCUUGCGAAGCUAUGCGUUUGUAUCGGACACGUUCUCUCCUCUCAGUAUACGGAUCUGGAAACACAAGCCGACGUUCCACCCACCAUGAUGGUCGUCCCCAAACGACCCGAGAGUAGUGCGGUUGGGCUGAACUCCUGCGAUGAAGAGAUUGCGAAUUGGUACCAAAAUCUCUUGGCAGCUUUCAAUAGGUUCGAUUCGCCACCAAGGAUACAAAAUGGCAUGCACAGCUGUUAUGAGGUACAUUGGGCUGUACUAAAUAUGCUCUAUCUCACUCUCGUUAACGUCCUGCAUCGAACGCAGGCACUACAGCAUUCGCCGGAUGACGCUUCUGCGCAAGCCACGCAAAGAUCAUCUCGUGCUAAAGUCAAGGACGCCGCAAGAAGUGCCACUAAGAUUGCCCAUACCAUGCUACGUCGUAAUCAAGUACGCUACAUGGGCGUACCCGGCGUGACCGCGCUCAUCGCCGCCUGCCUGUCCCAUAUCCUCGAUAUUCGUUCCGACAACGAGGACGUGCGCGACGCCAGCGUUUUCCGCUUCUACCAGACGAUGCAAGUGUUGCAGUCGCUCAGGUCCAUCUAUGCCUCUGCCGACUCCGCCGUCUCUUUCCUCGCUUCUGUGAUACGGAAAGCCGGCAUUUCUGUUCCCGAGCAGAUAUCUUCCGUCCAUGUAGACGCCAUGUCAACUUGCUCAGACCGCGCAGCCACUACAAGGAACUAUGCAUCCGAUUACGAAGGCCCGUCUGCUUACGAAGGACGCCGAAGAACAAUCGCGCCUCUCGAGUCUGGCGUACCGGCCACUGAACAGGCCAGGCAGCCUUUGACCCAGCAGUCGCCCGCCAUUUACUUUCCGCAGCCGCAACCGCGUAUGCCCUUCGAUCAACAGGCCCCGCCGCUGCUGUCGGAGAUGUCGACUUGGGGUUUCAACAUGGCUGAUCUGGGCACCGCGCCACUUGGCCAGUUCGCCGAUCCCUCAACAGGAGAAUCCUUUUUCGAGUGGACUAACAAUCUGAGUUUGGAUGUGGGGAUGGAUAUGUCGGGGGGUAUCGGCUCCGAUGUCGAUUACUAUAGGGGAACGUAUGACUUGUUUGCCUAGUACUCGGAGUAGGGGAAAAACUCAGGUAUACCCUGAAGGUAGCUUGGGUUUCAAGUUGGAUGAGAUGUGUCAUAGAGCCGAAGAAUGAUUAGGUAGCACUUGCCAAAUAGUAAAACGGAAAAAAGCUAGAAGUC